AUGUGUGGCAACAGGUUCUGUGUUUUCAACAACCAGGCCAUUGUGAAUAACUCAAUAGUUCCAGAGCUUCUGAAGGCUAUAGAGGAGAUGAAUAAAGCAACAGAAAGCUGCUUUUCCCUGGAUAUGUACUGGGAGUCACAGCUGGAGAGGAAGGUUCAAGAGCUGGAGGCCAGGCACAAGACUGAGCUGGAGGAGAAGGACCAAAAGAUCAGACUAUUAGAAGAACACAUUCAGGGCACAUCAAUGGGUGUUGAUGGUAAACAUCAGAGCUCUGACUGUGUGAGGAUUGUGCUCGUGGGGAAGACAGGAAGUAGGAAAAGUGCCACAGGAAACACCAUACUGCAGAGGGAGGAGUUCCGGUCUCGGUCCAGUAUGACAUCAGUGACUACCUGCUAUAAAAAAGGAGUAGGGAAAGUUGCUGACAGGCGUGUUGCUGUAGUUGACCCACCGGGUCUCUUUGACACAUCAUUUACUCAUGAGGUGGUCCAGGAGGAAAUAGCCAAAUGCAUCUCCUAUUUGGCCCCAGGACCUCAUGUGUUUCUGCUGGUGCUACAGAUUGGGAGAAACACAAAGGAGGAGAAGGACACAUUGCAGCUCAUGAAGAGUACCUUUGGUAAAAUGGCUGAAAGGUUUACCAUAGUCAUGUUCACAAGAGGGGAUGAUCUUAAAAAUGAAUGCAUUGAAAGUUACCUUCAAAGAGGCGACCCUACAAUCCAAAAUCUUAUUCAUGCCUGUGGAGACAGGUUUCAUGUCUUCGAUAAUAAUGACAUGACAAACAUCGCCCAAGUCUCUGAGUUGCUGGAUAAGAUGGACAUGAUGGUGCAGAAGAACGGAGGAGGGUGCUACACCAAUGAGAUGUUCCAGGAGGCAGAAAUGACCAUAAAGAAAGAAUGUGAGAGAAUACUGAGAGAGAGAGAGGGAGAGAUGCAGAGAGAGCGAGAGAAGCUGUUGGCAAAACUGUCAGGGUUGGAGUCGCACCUGGCUCUCCGCACCUCCUCAACCUCACAAAAACAUGAAGAGGAGAUGAAAGAGAUGAAGAGAAGGAUGGAAGAGCCCAUCGGGAAAAAGAGCUGA
This is a messenger RNA of Conger conger (European conger), 1074 nucleotides long. RefSeq names its product GTPase IMAP family member 9-like. The record is from RefSeq and is a predicted model, not a curated record. NCBI's taxonomy places the organism in Eukaryota, Metazoa, Chordata, Actinopteri, Anguilliformes, Congridae. Bases 1 to 1074 code for a protein of 357 amino acids. The transcript has 3 exons. Gene Ontology annotation, molecular function: GTP binding.